UCAGGCUAUCAAAACAAAGCUUUUUAUCUUUGUAGGCACAAUACAGAUCCAGAAACGUCAGCAGUUGGUGACAAAGGCACGUGAAUUAAAGGACCUGAAAGAUGACCUUUACCAGUGCCAACAAGAGCAAGGAGAUAAAGUGGGGUUACUCAAGGGAGAUUUUGCCACAUGUUUGACGUCUACUGAAGUGGAGAAGAAAUCCUUUGAAUCUCAAAAAAAGAGUCUUGCUGCAGAAAAUCAGCACCUAAGAGAAUCUCUAGAGAAGGAAGAGAAAGCUUUGGCCUCACUUCAGGAAGAAUUAAGGAAGCUAAGACAACAAAUUAGAAACUUAGAAGACAAAGGUACUAGCACUGAGACUAUUGUAAUGGAAAACCAGAAACUAAGAGAGCAUUUGGAAGAGGAAAAGCAAAGAAACCACAACUUCCUUAGGCAAAAGGAAACACUCUUUGCAGAGGCACAGAUGUUAAGGAGAGAACUGGACAAAGAACGUCACGUUACGGAAGCUCUAAAGAAAGAACUGGAACAGUUAAGUUCUCGUCACACACCUGACAGUGCUGAUGAUGAUACACUGAGAGAAAAUCAAGAAAUAGAAACUCUGCGAGGAAGACUAGCAGAACUGGAAAAAAAGCUCAACUUUGAGCAACAGCGCUCUGACCUGUGGGAGAAGCUGUACGUUGAAGCGAAAGACCAAACUGAAAAACAAGAAAUGAAUGAAAAGGGACAAAAGAAAGGUGCUAAAGGGCAGAGUAAGACUAAAAAGAAAUCAAAGGAAUCCUUUUUUGGUUCAGUUAAAGAAACUUUUGAUGCGAUGAAAAAUUCCACAAAAGAGUUCGUAAGACACCAUAAAGAAAAGAUUAAGCAGGCUAAAGAAGCAGUGAAAGAAAACCUGAAAAAAUUCUCUGAUUCUGUAAAGUCUACGUUCAGACACUUCAAAGAUACCACAAAAAACAUAUUUGAUGAAAAGGAGAGGAAGUCAAAUGAUAGAAGACACGAGGCAAACAAGAAAGCUCGAACUUUUUUCCGAGAGCAUAACUCUUACGAGAACCUGAAGCACGUGCAUCACAGGGGACCCAACAUGCCCAGAGAAUUCAGAGAUGGAAGAAAACACCAGUUUACAACAUUUGAAAAAAGCACAGAUUCACAGAAGUGUCUCAAUGAUCCUUCGUGUAAUAGAAAACAUCAGUUUGUCCUGAAGGGCUGCUCUGGUAUUUUUGAAUGUGCUCAUCAAGAAUUCAUUAGCCUCUUUAACAGAGUAUCGGAUCCUAUCAGGGUGGACGAAUUUAAUCGGCUAAUGAGAAAGUAUUUGCAACAAGUUGUACAUAACUUUCAUCACUGGAGAGAACUAGAAAAUUUCAUCAAUAAGUUUUUUCAUAAUGGGCUGUUUAUACAUGACCAGAUGCUGUUCACUGAUUUUGUGAACGAUGUCAAGGAUUACCUGGAAGAGAUGAAGGAAUACCAAAAUAACAAAGAAAAGGUUUUUGAGGAUUUGGACAAAUACAUCUACAAAUACUACUUUCAUUAUGAUAAUUCACCCCAAUAUGGACCCAGUCGACCUAAAAGGCCUUUUACACAAACUGAAAAUUCCAGACAUGAAAGACAAGCUCAGAAGUACCACCGUAAUAAAAGAGAAGGUAAAUGGCAUAAACAUGGUCGCACUAAUGGAAGACACAUGGCAAACCUUGAAAUAGAAUUGGGGCAAUUACCUUUUGAUCCAAAAUAUUGAGUAAUUUAUGGUAAAGAGAUUAGAAUUAAUAACUCGCAUCGUCUCCGGAAACUACUUGGUUUUCAACGAAGCAGCAAGAUGCAAGUUUCUUCUCUAAAUGAUUUGAUUUUUUUACACAUUUUUGUUAAAAGCCAGAAGUCAAGCUUUCUAAUUUGCAGAAAUCCGUACUGUUGCUUUAACUGUUCUUUGGAAGUGAUGAUAGUGGGUGCCAGCAGUAUUGUUGCAGAAACUAGGCAUGCAAAGACUUGUGUAUGAAAAAUAUGCUUAACUGCAUUCCAUUAGUAUAGUUCAAGCUUGAGUCAUGCAUAAUGUACCAGUGUUUGAUAUACUAACUUCAUCUCAUCCUUCAAAAAAUAGGUCUACAUCACGGUAAUGUGUUUGUUAGUGUUUUGUAAUCUUAUACUUGCUUCUCGUCUUGGGGGCUGUUCAGGAGCCUGUUGAAUUGUGAAGCAUUUGCUGUGAUGCAUUCUAAUCAGCUUGCUGAUUUCAGCACUUGAAAUGUCUUGCAUAUCUGCAUAUUGUAGAAGAAAAAUAAAGAGACAUUGUGGGUAAAAGUCUUUAUUUAUAAAACAAACCUAACAUAGCUGUAGAGUU
Mesitornis unicolor (brown roatelo) is the source of this 2317-nucleotide messenger RNA. RefSeq names its product cell cycle progression protein 1. The annotation marks the transcript as partial. The record is from RefSeq and is a predicted model, not a curated record. NCBI's taxonomy places the organism in Eukaryota, Metazoa, Chordata, Aves, Mesitornithiformes, Mesitornithidae. Gene Ontology annotation, cellular component: membrane. The transcript is spliced from 3 exons.